CCUCCACACCCUCCAUAGCCAUAGCCAAUCUCUCUCUCUCUCUCUCGCUCUCUCUCUCUCUCUCUCUCUUGCGAUGCAGCAAGCAAUUCCUUACAAGUCAUGGCAACCACUCCACACAAACACCCACUUUAGCCAACUCUCGCUCACCCUCAGCAACACGUCCAAUUCUCUCAAUCUGUCGUCGCCUAAACACUCUGUAAAGGAAACGGAGAACAUUCUCACCUUGGUAUCGGAGAACGCAGUCAUAGUGUUCGGCAGGCGUGGAUGCUGCAUGAGCCACGUGGUGAAUCGCUUGCUUCUAGGCCUCGGUGUCAACCCCGCCGUGUACGAGGUUGACGAGAAAGACGAUGCGAGUGUCGUCAGGGAAUUGGAAUCGAUCGCCGGCAAUGGAAAAGUGCAGUUUCCGGCGGUGUUUAUUGGUGGGAGCUUGUUCGGAGGAUUGGAUCGACUUAUGGCUACGCAUAUUUCGGGAGAGCUGGUUCCUGUUUUGAAACAAGCUGGCGCCUUGUGGCUUUGAUUCAUGCACUUUUCUAACUACUUCCAUAGCUUUACCUUAAAUUUAUAAAGUUUGUUUUUUUUUUUUCCUACUUGAGAAGCUGUAUUAAAAGAAAUGCAGGAUUUUCUUUUCGGUUUUUGUGUGUUCAUAAAUGGAUCAUAAUUUUGUUACAAAAGAACAAAUAAUGGCAGAUUUCAUGCUUCUUCUUCUUUUA
Alnus glutinosa is the source of this 710-nucleotide messenger RNA. RefSeq names its product glutaredoxin-C9-like. The transcript has a single exon. The coding region runs from base 74 to 517 and encodes 147 amino acids. NCBI's taxonomy places the organism in Eukaryota, Viridiplantae, Streptophyta, Magnoliopsida, Fagales, Betulaceae. The record is from RefSeq and is a predicted model, not a curated record.